Messenger RNA from Adineta steineri, 1329 nucleotides. Lineage: Eukaryota; Metazoa; Rotifera; Eurotatoria; Adinetida; Adinetidae. The record is from the annotation of a GenBank genome assembly.
AUGGAUAGCGAUUUAGAAGAAAUAGAUGAUGAGAUUUUUGACAAUAGUGAUCUACGUAUGGAUCGUCCUCCUUUUCCGGAUGAAUGUCCCAGUGAAAUUGUUGGUAUUGAAUCUAUGUAUGUAUGUUUUGGUCAACGUUAUGAUACUUGUCCAAUAUUCUUCGCAAGUUCUCUUCAAACAGCUUGCAAAGAAGCGUUCAGUUCAGCGAUUAUUACAGAAGUUCGUUUUGAUAACUAUAGAAAGUUGAUGGAAAUUUGGCAGGAAGUCUUUCCUUCUGAAGAUCCUGUAGAUUUUUCCAAGGAGAAAUGUCCAAUGUUAAUUGGUGUUAUGCGCUUUUGUGAAGAAGAAAAUGAAGAAUUAUUCAUCAAUGAAUAUCAAUUGAAAACAUUACUUCAAAAUGCUACAAUAACACUUGAAGAGUUAAAAAAUGAAUUAGUUAUUUUCAAAGAAGAAUGUGACAGGAAUGAACGGCUCCGAUUACGAGAUAUUCUUGCGAAGACUGGUCUUGAUUCGAAUGUAAUUCUUCAAAUAGCAAAAUAUUUAUCAUUGAACGAUGCGAUUAAUGCUUUUUCAUUCGAUAUUCUCCCAUUAUUACAUAGAACUCAAGCAAAAGUACAACUUGUUGAACCGUCUGAUCGAUUGAUCAAGCUGGUUCUACGAAAAUUGAAUUCAUCACAAGUCGUUUCUUUACGAUUCAAUACAGAAGAACGAUUAUCAAAUGCCAGUUCAAACCUACUAAGCAUAUUCAAUGAAGUUAUGUCUAUCUCACUAAUUAAUCAUCAUUCUAUACAUGAACUCAUAUUCUAUAAAAUACCUUUCCUGAAUAUCACUCCUCUUUCACUUUGGUAUGAUUACGAAAUUGCUUUCGAUGCUAUUCGUGAUAUGAUUAUUCGACUACCAGAGCGAAUCAAACGAUUUCAUCUAUAUAGUUCGGGAAUAUUUUGUGUUCAUUAUUCUCCAAAUCAAACAUAUCCAGCUAGUAGUAUAUAUUUUACUCUCGAGUAUCUUCUGAUCGAUAUGAGCUAUUUUCCAUUCGCUUCACAAAACGAUUGUAUGCAAAACUAUUCAUCAUGUUUAUUAAUGGCAAUAAUUGAUCUUAUCUUGAGGGCGGGUGUUAAACGUGUGUGUCUUAUUACUAACAAAGGGAAUUUCACGAAUUUAUUGGAUGUUAAUGAAUGGAAUAAAUUAACACAUUCACACUUUAAACUGGAACAGGUGACAUUACGAGUUUUAGGUGGCGGACUGAACAAAAAUGAAAUUAUGCCAGACUUACCAAACAUACAAACUCUGUUCGGAGAAACAAUCAAAUUUCGAAUGAUAUUUGUUUGA